AUGCUUUUCCAUCGUUUACACGCCGUGCCAACACUCUCGGGAAAGGCCGGAAAGCGAAGCUUUUCGUUGCUAUCGACACACGAUAGUCUUCCUACCACCUUGUACCGGUUUCAGUUCGGGCGCGAUGCAGCGCAAUUUGACGAAAAUCAACAACCACCUGGUUGGUCAAAAGAUGCCGUGAGGGUAUCCAAGGAUGGCCUGGUUCAUUCCCAAAUUUCAAAAUCGAGUCCUUACUCCAAUGGUCCAGUGUUCAUGCCUAACACCCGCACAAUGCAGCAAAUGCUCAGAUUUGAUUUUGAGCGCUAUGAAGAAGAUGUGGAAGAUGGGAAAUCUGUCAUUUGUCCCCUAAUUCUGCGUAUCAAUCGAGGUACCAUUAUUCCGCCCUCUCUAACGCUUUGGCGUGAAGGAACCACUCGCUUUUCCCUUCAACCUAAGAGUCCUCUCCGAUUAGAAGAAUUCAACAAAGAACUAGACAAUUUCUACGGACAAUCUGCAACCUUCCUUGAGGUCAAACAGUGGAUUGAAAAUCAUCCGUAUAAAGAAUCCGCCCCAGAUGCCGAAGAAAAGACAUGGAUGCAUUUGUGA
Penicillium verhagenii is the source of this 585-nucleotide messenger RNA. RefSeq lists its product as uncharacterized. NCBI's taxonomy places the organism in Eukaryota, Fungi, Ascomycota, Eurotiomycetes, Eurotiales, Aspergillaceae. The transcript has 4 exons. The coding region runs from base 1 to 585 and encodes 194 amino acids. The record is from RefSeq and is a predicted model, not a curated record.